UAGAAAUGCAGUAAAAUGCUCUCUCUGCAUCCCCAAAACUCCUUUACUUUGUCUGUUUUGUGUCGCUGUUAUCAGAUAAAGAUUCAGCUGGUCCAUCCCAGCGAGGCAGUGAAGGUCCUAGAGAGAGUGCGGGAACUUCCAAACAAGAGAGUCUUCCACUGUAGCUUCGUCGACGCGAAGACAACAAAGAAGAAGAAGACGAAGAAGAAGGCCUCUUAUACAAGUCAAUGUUUCAGUUCUGCCAACCCCAGAUUGUCGCCCCACCAACAGUGCGACUUCUCAAAGCCGGACGUGAACGGGACCUGGAUUUGUGAGAAACCGGACAAACUUCCGUGUUCCGCCAUAUCAAAGUGCAAAUACAACUUGGAUAAGAGCAGGGCAAAGAUGCUGAAACUGGUGUCUGAAGGGGAAAAGAAACUUUUCCAAAAGCCAUAUCUUGAGGAGGAACUUGAAGUAGACCCUAAGGAGCCCAUACAUGUUCUUAAAGCAGAACUUCCCACACCUCAACACCUUCCAGCGUGUACCUGGGACAAGUCUGCAGCUUUGGGACAUUGGUCAGGCAAGGUCUGGACGUCAUCCGUCUGCAAUGUCCGAGUGUUCACUCAGAAUGACAUCCGGCGGUGCCUGGCUAACAAGACCGUGUACAUGCAAGCUCGUUUGGAAGGAGACAACAGCCAAUGGAACAUUUCUCUUCGCUACCGGUAUCACCACUUCCCCGUACAGGGACGCGCUUGGUGUGUCUUCUGUGACUUCCGCUACGUUGUUGAAACGCUGGACUCGAUUCCAGGAGGCCCAAACACGAUAAUAGUCCUGAGUCUGUGGGCUCACUUUACGGCAGAGCCGCUAGAACUGCUCCGGUCCAGACUGUACGCCAUACGGGCCGCCAUACACCGUCUGAAGCGCAGGGCUCCCGGCACGCGGGUUUUCGUCAGGACUGGGACAACGCGUGAGCACAAGGGAGGAAAGUUGGAGUUCUACCUGCUAGGAAGCGACUGGCUGGCUUACCAGAUCACGGAGGUGAUACGAGAGAUGUUCCGGGCGGAUCCAGACGUGGUUGUGUUGGACACGUGGGACAUGAGCGUGUGUCAGCCGGGAAAAGACAACGUGCACCCAGACCAAACCAUGGUGGACAGUCAACUUAACAGGCUGCUUUCUCAUAUCUGUAUAAAGAAGAAAAACGCUGAAUAUGCAAGUAUCAGGACAUGUUUCUUGCAUGACUUAAAAUGUUUGCAUGACUUUAAAUGUGCAUGUGUAUGUAUAUUUGCUAAUAUGCAAAGAAUGUUGUAUCACCCUCAAUAUAAUAUGGGCUAUACGAAAUGUCAUCUAUAUAUGUUCAUUUUCACGCCACACAGGCCAUAUCUUGAAGAGGAACUCGAAGUAGACCCCAAGGAACCCAUACAUGUUCUUGAAGCAGAACUUCCCACACCUCAACACCUUCCAGCGUGUACCUGGGACAAGUCUGCAGCUUUGGGACAUUGGUCAGGCAAGGUCUGGACGUCAUCCGUCUGCAAUGUCCGAGUGUUCACUCAGAAUGACAUCAGGCGGUGCCUGGCUAACAAGACCGUGUACAUGCAAGGUGACUCCACCAUCAGACAAUGGGGCCAGCGUUUGCUGACGGUAGUACCGUUGAACCACAAGAAGACCAAUAUAGCUCGUUUGGAAGGAGACAACAGCCAAUGGAACAUCUCUGUUCGCUACCGGUUUCACCACUUCCCCGUACAGGGACGCGUUUGGUGUGUCUUCUAUGACUUCCGCUACGUUGUUGAAACGCUGGACACCAAUCCAGGAGGCCCAAACACGGUAAUAAUCCUGAGUCUGUGGGCCCACUUUACGGCAGAGCCGCUAGAACUGCUCCGGUCCAGACUGUACGCCAUACGGGCCGCCAUACACCGUCUGAAGCGCAGGGCUCCCGGCACGCGGGUUUUCGUGAGGACUGGAACAACGCGUGAGCACAAGGGAGGAAAGUUGGAGUUCUACCUGCUAGGAAGCGACUGGCUGGCUUACCAGAUCACGGAGGUGAUACGAGAGAUGUUCCGGGCGGAUCCAGACGUGGUUGUGUUGGACACGUGGGACAUGAGCGUGUGCCAGCCGGGAAAAGACAACGUGCACCCAGACCAAACCAUGGUGGACAGUCAACUUAACAGGCUGCUUUCUCAUAUAUGCCCAAACUAGCAGGGUUCAA
Molecule: messenger RNA, 2182 nt
Organism: Branchiostoma belcheri (Belcher's lancelet)
Lineage: Eukaryota; Metazoa; Chordata; Leptocardii; Amphioxiformes; Branchiostomatidae
Product: NXPE family member 3-like
Exons: 6
Coding region: 16-2172 (718 amino acids)
Source: RefSeq, a predicted model, not a curated record